AUGGUUGCUAAACAAAAAAAGGAAAACGUGGGUGCAAUAUUUUUAGACAUUAAAGGGGUCUACGAUAAUGUGAAUAUAGAAAUACUAGUCGAUGUUUUGAGAAAGGCGAGACUUCCUCCACAAACUAUACAGUUUGUAAAAAACAUCACGUUAAAUAGAAAGAUCCAAUUUUAUUAUCAAGGAGUGGAGGAGGGUAAGGGUACUGCCAACAAGAGCCUUCCUAAGGGAUCCAUCCUGAGCCCAAUCCUAUUUAAUAUAUAUUUAGCCGAAAGAAAUAGGGUACUGGACUAUCGUUGUAGCAAUAUUGAAAUAAGACUAGACUCCAGCACCCUAAAUAAUAGUGAAGAAGUAAAGUACUUGGGAGUGGGACAAACUUGCGAGUGUGCUUGUGUGGUGUGGUGUGAAGAGAGUGGAAGAACGAUCUUCUCGGAUGGGGUUAGAUUGGGGGAUGAGUCAACGAUAUUCGAUGUUGAGGCUCUUGCGGUGGCCAGGGCGCUGAAGUUUGCAAAGAAAAAUAAAAUCAACAAGUUUAAAAUAUUUUCUGACUCAAGGGCAGUUCUACAGUACUUGGCCACUCUGGGGCCUCAGUCGCAUAUGCACCCUUUGAUUGGUGAGGCGAGAGGAGUCAUCCAGGGGUUGAGAGAGGAGGGUAGAGAAUUUAAACUAAUCUGGAUUCCAAGCCAUAAGGGAAUCAAGGAAAAUGACAGUGCUGAUAGACAUGUGAAGAUAAGGAGCCUCUCGCCUCAGAUUGGUUUUAAGGGGGUUUACUGGAAAAACUCUAAAAAGAAGUUUAAACAAAUUUUCAUGAAUAAUAUGAGAAGAUACAUAAAUAAAUACGGAAAGGCGGUUAGAUUUGUCAUGCUCUCGGGGGAUUUUUCGAGACUGCCUGGUUUGCCCCAAUGA
Copidosoma floridanum is the source of this 903-nucleotide messenger RNA. RefSeq lists its product as uncharacterized. The record is from RefSeq and is a predicted model, not a curated record. NCBI's taxonomy places the organism in Eukaryota, Metazoa, Arthropoda, Insecta, Hymenoptera, Encyrtidae.